AGACAAACUGAAAAAAAGUACUGUAAAAAGUCAUCGUCUUGGGACUUAUAGAAAUACUCAUUCACGCCUUACUGUGCCACAUUUGAUUUUCAGCCCCUGCCAGCCUACAGUCAGAUACAGCCUUGAAACUAGUUGUCUCUGUAUAGAGAUGUCUCUCUGCAAAGUUUGCGAAGAGACGUUGGUGUUGCGUCUUGAUCCAGAAGAGGAUGUAGAUGAUGAGGCUGGCGCUGGCCCCAGCACUUCAGAUUCAUCAGUACCCGAUGAUCUUGAGCUCCCCUGUGGUUGUCAUUUUCACUGGCAAUGCUUGCUUGACCAGUCCUCAGAUGUAGCCCUGUCUCUCAAGUGCCCCAGCUGCACUGCAUACCUUCCGGUCAACGAAGGAGGGCCUUCAGUGACAAACACUUUCCUCUCGACACCCCCAGGAACCGCCAUUCUUACAAGAUAUACGAACGAAGGCGGCAUCCAGGAAAACCUGGAUAUUCUUCCAUCCAUCACCGAAGAAGCAUAUCUCGAGAGUAAUCCCGAGGCACGCCCAGCUCGCGCGCUCCAUGUCAUGUGCGCGGAGGGUGAUGUUGGCGGCGUUGUUGAACUUCUCCGAGAUGCCAGUGACAGUAUUGAAGAUCUCACAGCCUUCGUAACCUACCAGGAUCCCCUGGGAGACAUGAAGAACGGGUUACACCUUGCAAUAGAAAACUCACAGGAGGAAUCACUUUGGCUUUUGCUUUGGCUUUGUUCGACGAUCCCGGAUUCUGCUUUCCCAGAGUAUGCUCGCUCCGUGGCUGAGGCUACAGGGGUUGGUCGCCUGUCAGUGAACAGAGAAAGGGAUAUUCGUGGAUUGCGAGACAACCAAGGUAGGACAGCUGCAGACCUUGCCCAACAGCAGCAGGGACAAUGGGGGCAUAUUCUUCAAACAGGUUUAUUAUCGCUAUAGAGCUGAGCAGCCCCAGUACCUUAUUCAGGUACAGACUGGUACAUAGGACUUCCUGAGAUACCUAGAGUUUGCAGUCUUUAUGGCCUUCGAAGAAAAUGGUAUUGGGUAGACAUUACCUAAGGACCUUCUAUGCUGUGUAUGGUACGAAGUGGAAUUCUUAGAAUAGGUAAAUUAGGCUUUUAAAGACUUUGGAAAGUUCAUACGCUUAAAAUGGCGGUUAUGCAGAUACCCAAAGCAGUUAGUUCAACGCAGGAGCAUGCACUUCGUAUCCACAGCUGGAACGUCAUCUGGCUUUCACAUGGAACGUGUGG
Fusarium redolens is the source of this 1242-nucleotide messenger RNA. RefSeq lists its product as uncharacterized. The transcript is spliced from 2 exons. NCBI's taxonomy places the organism in Eukaryota, Fungi, Ascomycota, Sordariomycetes, Hypocreales, Nectriaceae. The coding region runs from base 149 to 931 and encodes 260 amino acids. The record is from RefSeq and is a predicted model, not a curated record.